CGAGGAGGCGAUGAUCGGGUUCUUCCGCGGGUGUGGGUCCAUCUCCCCGCGCAAGGUGGCGGUCGAAGCGUCGGCGACGGCUGCGGCGACCGGGAAGCCUUCGCCGAUCAAGCCGUCGGAGCAAGCGCCGGCGAAGCCACCGACGCCGCUGAAGCCGCCGACGCCCAAGACGCCGGGCGAAGUGACCAAGGAGGCUGCGAACCUCGACAUGUUUGGUGCUGACAGCGACGAGAGCGACGACGAGGCUGCGCUCGAGCGCUACGACCGCAAGGAGAUCGACAAGGCGUCCGAGGCGACGCAGGAAGAGUACAACAAGCGCAACGUGGCGCUGCUCCUCUCCAAGAUGACACCCGAAGAGCUCUUCAAGAGAUUCGACGAAGAUCACUCGGGUUUAAUCUCGGUCGACGAGUUCCUUGCCAUGCUGCCGCAGUUGAACAUCAGCGUGAGCAAGCCCAAGGGUCUGCGCAUCUUCCGCGCGUGCGACAAGGACGGCAGUGGCGAGAUCGACUUGGAGGAGUUCAAGAUGGCACUCUUCGCCGUGGACCCGACCUCGGGGAAUACCCUCCAGUUCACGCCAUCGUCGCUCUUGUCACCGAAAGACGCCUUCUCGCUGUUUGACGAAAAUGGCAGCGGUCAGAUCGACGAGCUCGAGUUCGCCGACGUCGUCGAGUACUUCAACAUCAACGCCGACGACGCCAAGCAGGAAAAGCUGUUCAAAAAGUACGACAAGGACAAGAGCGGCUACAUUGACUUUGAAGAGUUCCGCGCCAUGUGGCUGCAGUGCAUUGACGUCGAGGCCGAGCUCCGCGCGCGCAAGAUCGACAUACCCAAGUACGCGACGCGCGCCAAGCUCAUGACGAUGCUCGAAGUCGUGCUGCUCGAAGAAGAGCACAAUGAGGCCCAAGUGCUCUUGGAAGCCAAGUGGUACCACCACUGGCAACUCGAGAAGAUCCGCCGGUCGACGCUCGCGGCCAAAGCAAUGUUGCGCGCGCAAGACGAACUGGCGGCGGCGCUCGACGCGGCGGGACAAGUGUACGUCCUCGGCACGGGCCAAUAUGAUCAGUUUACGGGCGCCCCCGCGACACGCGACCCGCUGCUCUAUGACGGCUACAAGAGCGUCAGUGCGAUCUGGUGCGGGAUAUACUGCACACAGUCCAUCGUGGAGAGCACUCCGGUGCCGAGUCCCGAGAAGAUCCCAUUUGUGCGGCGGCGGCCCGAAAACGCGGGCUGGGUCGACACGAGUCCGCCCAAGUUGGACCGGUUGCUGUGGCAGCCAAAGCCAAAAGAGACGGUGCUCGAGACACCGGACGAGUCGAGCGUCAGUGAGAUCGAGACGGACGACGAGCUUCUGACAAAAUUCCUCGACGACCGCCAGUACGUGCGCAGUCUGCGCUUCCAAUCGAUUCACCCAAUGCCCAACACGGGCUGGCUCUGGGGCCGCCAAGUGACCCAUGCAACGAUCACAGACAGCAUCGCGUACGCCAUGACGGCGUCCGGUCAAAUCUACUGUUGGGGCGGCCAAAACAAGUGGUGGAAGGGACUCGCGGCCGAGACUCGCAACCCUCAUGAUGACGACGACGACGACGAUACUUUUGACGACGAGCUGGCGCGGCAACGGCAGCACGAAAAGCAAAUUGCCGCUGCCCGGCAACUCACGGCGCGGUCCGAGCUGCAGAAAAUGGCUUCCCCCAAACACGUCGCGGCGGCUGUCGCGCUCGAAGUCGAAGUCCAGCGCCAAAACGCCGCCGAACUUAAGUACCGCCAAGACAAGGAGGUCAACGCCUAUGAAAAGUACAAGCGCGUGGUGGUUUACUUUGGGCAUUGGGAGCCGCCGCCAAGUGCAUCAACACGGGUUCUCUUUCUGCAUCAAGUGCUGUUGCCCAAAGUCAGCAUCGCCGAAGUCAAGGCCUCGCUGACGAACCGAGGAUUUGCGAUUGAUCGUGUCACAAAGCUCGAGAUGAUCGACCUCUUUAGCGACUGCCUGGACAUUGAGGCAGGAUCUGAAGAGCAGCGCCGGGGGUUUAUGGAGUCGGAUUUCCAUAUUCAAGAAGCCGAGCAAGUCCAGCUCAAGCCCAAGCAAGCCGCGCAGCUUCUUCUGGACAAGGCCAAGCUGCUUGAAGACUAUGCCAUGUACCGAGAGCAGCAGGCGCGCCUUCACGAGCUGCGCAUCGAAGAAGAGAAACGCGCCAACCUCGACUUUGCCCUUCGUCGGGAAGCAGCGUUUGAAGACUCGGUAGCCCACCACCGUAUCCAACUCGAAGACGUCGUGCCAGAGUACACGCCCCGUCACACAUCGCUCGUGGUCGAUCUCAACGGCGUCACGUCGCGGGGCCCUCCGUUGCAUGCCAACCGCGGCGCGGCGGCAGCGUGGCGCUUGGCCGCCGGCGAGUCGUACGCGUGUGUCGUGACGCACGCCGGCGCGCUCUAUACGUGGGGCGUUGGCAUUCACGGUCGCCUUGGCCACGGAAAGAACCUCGAGGGCGUCGUCAACUCGGACGCCGACCACCCGACGCGCGUUCUCGCACUUCAAUCGGUCUUUGUCAAAGAGGUGGCGUGCGCGUUUGACCACAGCGCUGCCAUCAGCGUCGACGGCCACGUGUACGUCUGGGGCUCGGCGGCCACCGGGAAGCUCGGUAUCGGUGCACUGGACGACAAGUACGAGCAGUUUGCGCUCUACCCGAUGCUCGUCAAGAUCCCCAACCAACGUCGCAUCCGGCAAGUGUCGUGUGGCCGCGCACACACGGGCGCAGUGAGCACACAAGGCGAGCUCUUUAUGUGGGGCUGUGCGAACGGUGGGCGCCUUGGCUUUGGCGAGUUUGUUUUGGACCAAGUCGUCGUGCCCACGUACGUCAAGGCGCUCGCCCACGUCCGCAUCGCACAGGUGUCGUGCGGCAACACCCACUCGGCAUUUUGCACGGAGAUUUGCUCGGAGAUCACUGCCAGCAUCGAAACCAUUUCGGGCGGCGAGAUUUACGUCUGCGGCAGUGCCGGGCCGCUCAUGCACUACACGCCGUCGUGGUCGCUGCUCCAGUCGAUCUGUGGUACGCCCAUGCGCCAAGUUGCUUGCGGGUUUGGGCACACGGCUGCGGUUUCGAUGGACGGCGAGCUUUACACGUGGGGGCAGAACGCCAAGGCAUGCACGGGGCAUUCAAAAGAGCGGCGGGUCGUCCCCGAGCCCGAGCUCCUUCGCGCGUUUCACGUCGCGCCCUUCAACCUUGCUUUGCACAAGCGCUGUCGCCAAAGCAGUAUUUUUAACGAGCAGAAUGCCAACUGCGCCGUGAACGGCAACCGCAGCGGCCGGCUCCACGCCUGCACGCACACCCAGUUUGACGACUGUCCGUGGUGGGAAGUCGACUUGGGCCAGCCUGCUGUGAUUAGUCGCAUUCAAGUCUGGAAUCGGACGGACGAGCCGAUUGAUAUUUCACACCCGAGAGACGAGUACACACGCCGGCUCUUUCCGUUUUGGAUCCUUGUGAGCGAAGUGCCCUUACCCGACGGCAGCGGCAAGGAAGUGCUCAAGGCCGGUCGCGACCUCUCGAACGAAGCCAAGGAGUUUACGCAAAACCAGCGCCUCACGCAGUGGAUUCUUCCGACGUCCGAGUCGGUGGGCCGGUACUGUGUUUCUGUCGUUGCGACAGAGCGACAUGGACUUAGUUAUGUUCGUAUUCACGUGCGCGGUCGCACCUACAUGCAUUUGGCCGAGGUUGAGGUCUUUGGCGUCUAUCACGCGCUCAACUACGUUGGUCAAGUGUCGUCCGUGCACUGCGCCAAGAACGUGACACUCGUUGUCAUGCGUCCAAUCGCCAAAUCGACGUGCGCUCCUCAGGGGCAGGGUUAUGAAAGUGACGGUGAACUAGCGUGUUGCACGACCACUACAUCAAGGCGGUCCAAGCCGAUCCGGACAACGCCACGAUCCUGCGGCAGUACGAAGCUUACGUCAAGUGCUUUCACCUGUACACUCUUCACGAUACUUCGCCAUCCUUCCCACCUGUGCCAUAAGGUACGGUCGGGGUGAACCAUUGAGCAAGCUGCCGUGUCGCCUCUGCCGUGCCACGCGCAAGUGCGAGAUUUGCGAGUACUUUGACAGUUCACCGUCCGCCGACAUGCCGCUGACGCCGCUUGGCGGGAAGCUCGGGCUCAAGGAGGCCGCCGAGGUGAUUCUGAGCCGCGAGCCGCCACGGCCUGCGUACGAGCCCUUUGUGGCGCCCGUGCGAGAAACCAUUACGGACAAGAUCAGCAAGGUCAUGCAGCUGUCGCCCACCAAGCUGCGUCUUCGGCAAAGCAGCACCAACUCCUAACGC
Molecule: messenger RNA, 4301 nt
Organism: Saprolegnia diclina VS20
Lineage: Eukaryota; Oomycota; Saprolegniomycetes; Saprolegniales; Saprolegniaceae
Exons: 31
Coding region: 11-4015 (1334 amino acids)
Molecular function (GO): calcium ion binding
Source: RefSeq, a predicted model, not a curated record